GCUGUUUCGGGAUGGCUAAUAGGCUGGUGGAGGCGGGGAGGGAGCCGAAAGGGGCCAAGAACUCGAGCAGUUUCGUGGUCUUCGCUUCAUGAAACCAUGGAGAUUUCGUAAGCCAAAGCCAUGCGAUGGCCCAUGGUUUUGUUCCCCCCCGCCCCUCCUUUAUAUACCCCCACCUGUCCAAUCCUCCCUUGCGCAAGUUCCAUUUUUUCCACUGUUCUUCGUGGAUCCCGAUCCUGAGUUCGAGCUUAUCCGCUCCAUGUCUGGUCUUUUCCCACUUCUCCGCCGAUAUUAGAUCUCCGGUGCGUGUAAAGCCCGGACCUUGAGACGUCUCGACAAUCGCCAACGGCGAAACAUUACGUCUUGCAGGCGAGACGGGAUGAAGGUGGAGGCGAGCAAUGGGGAGGAGGGGAAGCGAGUGGGGGCGAAGCGGAACGGCGAGAGGCUGGUGAGGAAGCAGGGUUGCAGCCGGAGGACACGGCGGAGGGUGCACGCGGCCUCCACCGCCAUCCAGCGGCUGUUCGUGGCCUGCAAGUCGGUAUUCAAGGGCCCCGGGACCGUGCCGGAGCCCGCCGACGUCGAGAUGCUGAAGCUCCUCUUAGAUAAAAUGAGACCAGAAGAUGUUGGGCUAAGCACGGACAUACUCUUCUUUAAGUCCAAAAGUUCUUCCAGUGGAACUCCAAGGAUCACAUAUGCCACCAUACAUAAAUGCGACAACUUUUCGAUGUGUAUAUUCUUCUUGCCCCCAACAGCAGUUAUUCCUCUUCAUAAUCACCCUGAGAUGACUGUUUUCAGCAAGCUACUAUUGGGAUCGAUGCAUAUAAAAUCAUACGAUUGGAUCGAUCCCGAUAAAUCAAGUAUCUCCGCAUCCUCAGCUAAAAUGAGGCCGGCAAAGCUGGUGGUCGAUUCCGAUUUCACUGCACCUUGCAACACCUCCAUUCUUUAUCCAACAACUGGGGGAAACAUCCAUACCUUCACAGCCAUCACACCCUGUGCUGUGCUCGAUGUUCUUGGACCCCCUUACUCAAAGGAAGACAAUCGCGACAUAACGUAUUAUCGCGAUCAUCCCUACACGAAAUAUUUAGAUGAUGCCACUGACCAAAGUGGAGAGGAGAAACAUGAUCUGGGAUGGCUGGAAGAGAUUGACAUUUCCAAGGAUUUAGAGAUGGAUGGCGUAAAAUACCUGGGCCCACCUGUCAUUGAUGGUUGACCAAAGUUCCGACCAGGAUUUAGUUGCCAUCCUCCAUAGGUUUUUCCUGGUGUGAGUUUGAUGUCAGGGUGUGUAAAGGCAGAACUAUUUUUUAGGUGAUUGCGUCAAUUUUAUUCCUCUUUCUGGUCUGUCACUUGUCGAUUCUCAUUAACUCAGUGUCGUGAACAAUUUUUUUCU
Musa acuminata subsp. malaccensis (wild Malaysian banana) is the source of this 1384-nucleotide messenger RNA. Its product is annotated as plant cysteine oxidase 2. Gene Ontology annotation, molecular function: oxidoreductase activity, acting on single donors with incorporation of molecular oxygen, incorporation of two atoms of oxygen. NCBI's taxonomy places the organism in Eukaryota, Viridiplantae, Streptophyta, Magnoliopsida, Zingiberales, Musaceae. The record is from RefSeq and is a predicted model, not a curated record.